AAUACUAGCAGAGAGAGAGAAAAAAUAGAAGAGAUCUGAAGAGGGGUCUGACUAGUUUCUUCUCUCAAAAAAUCUCUCUUUUGAACGGCCCUCCCUAAUUUUUGUCAAAAAGGGUAUAAUAGAGCGAGGGGUAACAGUCUUUUCUCUAAAUCUUUGCAUUUUGUUUUUGCUAUACUCAGAUCAGGCACUUCUCGGUUUGUAUUUCAUUGAAAUAUGGGUGUAGAGGUGGAAGCUAAGUUAGUUCAUGUUCCAGUUGAAGCUGGAAGUGAACAGAUCAAUCUUCUGAAAGAAAAUGGAAUGCCGAAUCAUGUUUCAGGGAUUACCGAGCCAAUAAAAUUCGGCUCUCAUGGGACUGAAGAACCUAAGAAGGAGGAAGUAAGCAGAAUUCCUGUGAGCAAUGUUCCAAAGGAUGCGGUUGAGGAUUGGCCUGAACCUCAGCAGAUCCAUUCGUUCUAUACUGUUAAAUUUCGGAGAUUUGACGACCCAAAACUGAAGGCCAGAAUUGAACUGGCUGAAAAAGAGCUACAGAAAAAGAACCAAGCUAGAUCUCAGAUCAUUGAAAAAUUGAAGGCCAAAAGGGCUGAAAAAUCAAUUUUCAUUGAACAAAGGAAAGCCCUCAGUGCUGAGAAUAAGGAAUUUUGGAGUGCUAUUGAUGGUAAGAUAAAGGAAAUGGUACCUCUGCAUGAGGCCCUGGGCCAGCUCCGUGGUUCUAGGAAUGCAGGCCGAGAGAGGGGUCCUACAGUGUGUUCAUCUGAGGAGGAGCUCAAUCAUCUUAUUAAGGGUCUGCAAUACCGCAUUCAGCAUGAAAGCAUUCCUCUGAACGAAGAGAAGCAAAUUCUUCGGGAAAUCAAACAACUUGAAGGAACAAGGGAAGAUGUUAAAAAGGUUGCUGCUGCAAGGGCACAAAUUCAUGAGACGAUGGGUGAAAAAGAAUCAAUCCAGAACCAGGUCAAACUUAUGAAUGUUGGCUUGGAUGGAGUUCGUAAGGGGCAACAGGAAGUUAAGGGCAGGCUUAAGAUAAUAGAUGAUCAGAUUGAUGCCAUAAACAAACAGAUCGGCAUAUUGGAUGAGGAAUUGAAGGGCGUUGUGGAGAAGAGGGACAAGACUUAUGAACAUAUUCUGGAAUUGAGAAAACUGCGUGAAGAAGGGAAUUCUUCUUUCUACCAAAACUCCAACGUGUUGCACAAAGUGAAACAACUUGCUGAUCAAAAGGAUGUUGGAGCCCUUAAAGAGCUCUCAGUUACAGAGGUCGACAAGUUCAUUUCUCUUUGGUGUGGUAGUAAGUCUUUUAGAGAUGACUAUGAGAGGAGACUCUUGCAGUCGCUUGAUAUUAGGCAGCUGAGCAGGGACGGCAGGAUGAGGAAUCCUGGUGAAAAGCCACUGGUGUUACCAGAAGCACCUACUGUCUCCCGUGCUGAAGUUCCAGCAAGAGCUAAUGCAAAACCCGUUAAGGAAGAUCAUGCACCCGUUGAUGCUGCUCCGAUUCAGAAAGAACAGCAAGAGAAGAGUGGCAAGCAGCUGAAUGAUGCUCAUGGUAAAAACACAAAAAGCACAGAGAAAAAAGCUGUCGUUGUUGAUGACGAGGAAAUCUAUGGUUUGGACCUACCCAAGGAUAUUAAGCCCAAGAAAACCGAAGUUGAUGAGGCUACACUGAAGGAAAUGAAGAAAGAGGAGGAGAUAGCAAAAAAUAAACAGGCUAUGGAGAGGAAGCGUAAGUUGGCCGAGAAAGCAGCUGCAAAAGCUGCAAAGAAAGCUCAGCUAGAAGCUGAAAAGAAGCUCAAGGAACGUGAGAAGAAAGCAAAGAAGAAGGGUGGAUCUUCUGCUGCUGGUCAGGAACCAACCGAGGAACCAACUGAAACACCUGAGGAAAUUGCUGAGGAAGAAAAUGCAGAGGAGACUGUUGAAGCAACUGUUGCACCCAAGGUCAAGGCACGGAAAGAGAACACCAUCAGGCACAGAGCAACACGCGCAAGAGGCUCCGAGCUUCCCAAAUCUAUGCUAAAGCGCAAGAAAGCAACAAACUACUGGCUAUGGGCGGUUGCUCCUGCUGCACUCGCGAUUCUGGUACUUCUAGUCAUCGGAUACAUGUAUCUUCAAAAGUAGAAAGAGGCGGG
Molecule: messenger RNA, 2114 nt
Organism: Solanum verrucosum
Lineage: Eukaryota; Viridiplantae; Streptophyta; Magnoliopsida; Solanales; Solanaceae
Product: proton pump-interactor 1-like
Exons: 8
Coding region: 214-2103 (629 amino acids)
Source: RefSeq, a predicted model, not a curated record